Limulus polyphemus (Atlantic horseshoe crab) is the source of this 1710-nucleotide messenger RNA. Its product is annotated as glutathione peroxidase-like. The transcript is spliced from 3 exons. Lineage: Eukaryota; Metazoa; Arthropoda; Merostomata; Xiphosura; Limulidae. Gene Ontology annotation, molecular function: glutathione peroxidase activity. The record is from RefSeq and is a predicted model, not a curated record. Gene Ontology annotation, biological process: response to oxidative stress.
GUAUGUCUUCCUUGAUAGGCACUCUACAGUGGUGCAUUGGUCAAACAACCACGAGGAUGGCUGUGAAGCCAGCGUUGGGAGUUGUAUUAACGUGCGGGUUAUUACUGCCUAUUGUAUCAGAGACCAAUGGAAUAAACGCGCGCACGUGCUUCAACUCUAGUAAAGGGAAAGAGUCCAUCUACAAUUUUACAAUUUCAAAUCUCAUGGAAACUGAGAAUAUCAGUCUUUCUCAGUUUAGAGGUAAAGUGGCGCUUAUCGUGAAUGUAGCGACAUACUGAAGUUUCACAUGGCACUACCGUCAACUGAAUGCACUACAAUCUUCUCAUGGCGACUUAAAAAUACUCGCUUUUCCCUGCAACCAGUUCAAACAGCAAGAACCAGGUGGAAAUGGAACAGAAAUCAUCAAUGGGGUGAAAUACGUUCGUCCAGGGAAUGGUUUUCAACCGAACUUCGUCAUGUUUCAGAAGAUAGAAGUUAACGGAGCCAACGAACACCCUCUAUACACCUAUCUCAAAAAAAACUGUCCUCCUACAAAAGAACAUUUUGCUCCUUCAGAUUGGCUCUUCUAUGAUCCCAAACACAGUCGUGAUAUCCGUUGGAACUGGGAAAAAUUCCUUAUAGAUAAGAACGGAAAACCAGUAACUCGUUAUGGGUCUUCGGUUCAACCUAAGGAUAUAGCUACGGAUAUUGAAUAUUUGUUAAUGCAAAACUAAGACACCUUAAAAACUGUACACGUUAAGUGAAAAUAACUGUUUUGGAUAAUUCAAUACUAGUUCGUUAAUCCCUCUGUUUAAAAAUAUGUGUCUAAAAUUGAUUAAUACCUAAAAAAAGUUUUAAACUUCAGAAAUUAAUUUAUUCUCCAGAGUUUUGUUCACAUUUUUAUUUAAAAGAAAGUUUUAGGCAGUAGACAUGUUGAAGAGUUUCCUACGAACUACUCCAGCCUUCUGUCUGAUUUUGGAUACGUCUUUUCGGACUGUGUUCUGAGUUCUGUGUCGUCUCCAAAACCACACAAAAAGUUUGAGUAGUCCAUAGAAAGCCAUUCGACACAUUCUGUUUAUAUUUUGUUAUGUAAGAAAACAUUCUAAGAAGGAUUGAGGAUGAAUGUAAAGUUAACUUCCAAACAUUAAACUUUUUCUGAGAUUAUUUACUAAUUCUCGACACUUCAUUUUAAUCUUUUGUAUUUCUCUUUAAAAUAUUUCAAACUAUAGUUUCAAAAAAAAGUUAAUAUAACAUUUCUUUUUGUUUCUGAUCAAAUUAUAGUUCAUAUGGUCUUCUUGUUUCUUAAAGAAAUCAUCUAAUAUUACAUAUUCUUAUCUGAUGGAAAUACAAGCAAUAGAUCAACAAACUAGUUUCUAGACUUAUUUUGUUUUCUAUCACAUCUGUUUUUGGUUUCAUUUUUGGUGUUUAAUAUCUUACUUCAUCUUACCUGUCAUGACAAACUAAUCAGAAACUGCAUCAUUGCAGGUGAUCAGUUUAGAGGAGUCACCGGUCAAGCAACCUGGUACUUCAGUGCAUUCAGCUAGGUGCUCUACCGGUAACAAUAAUGUAAGAUGUAGGAAAGAAAAUUACGCCAUGAUAUGAUUAGAUUAUGCGUUUCUUCAAUACGUUUUUCAUCAAAAUUCUUUGUAAAUGUGUCUUAAUUGUGCUUAUUCAUUUUGAGUAAUUUUUUCUCUUCGAUUUGUCUCAAAAAUAAAGUAGUUUAUAACAUUA